AUGAAGCCACAGAACGAUCUUCCACCAAAGCCAAGAGACAAAAAUUUUUACGCCACCAAGCUUCUUAGGGUGUUUGUGUGUGGCUCUUUAGUGAAGUCCUCCCGACUGGUGGAGGUGAUGCUUCGUUCGCGUAACAUCAUUCAGCCUAUCAUGUGGGCCUCGUAUUUCUUCUAUGCGGUAUUUUUCGCAAUGUGGAUCUAUACCGCCUUCCUUGUUCAGCCCAGACACCCAAACUGGAACGAGACACACAAACACCUCCUGUACGGCGCCAUCGGUGUGGUGACAGCUGCUGGCUUUCUGUGGAUCAUUGCAGUGUGGCCCGUAUAUCAUGUUUGGACCAUACCGCUGGGGGUUGUUGUGAUGGUAAUGUUCCUCGACCUUGUGGUGCUCUUUCCCUCGAGGUCGCGGAAGGCGAAGCCCUGA
This is a messenger RNA of Trypanosoma grayi, 423 nucleotides long. RefSeq lists its product as hypothetical. The record is from RefSeq and is a predicted model, not a curated record. NCBI's taxonomy places the organism in Eukaryota, Euglenozoa, Kinetoplastea, Trypanosomatida, Trypanosomatidae. Bases 1 to 423 code for a protein of 140 amino acids. The transcript has a single exon.